Messenger RNA from Lingula anatina, 2690 nucleotides. RefSeq lists its product as uncharacterized. Gene Ontology annotation, molecular function: protein binding. The record is from RefSeq and is a predicted model, not a curated record. NCBI's taxonomy places the organism in Eukaryota, Metazoa, Brachiopoda, Lingulata, Lingulida, Lingulidae.
UUUAUGUUAGAAGUAUUAGAUCUAAUGAGAAAAUAACUAAAGCUGUCAUGUAAAUACGGAAGGGAAAUCCUAAUUGUUUGUCAUCCCCAGUGCUUGUUCCUAGCGUUACUUUGAUACAUUUGCCCAGUAGUAGUGGUAGUAUUAUAUCUAUCAUGAACAGUUACAUACUAUACAGUACUUAUAUUAGCACGAAAAUCCAUGCUUUAGCACUCCUAUUGACGUUUCUGAUAUGUACUGGUUACUGGUUAGCACACAUGAAUUUUCGUUCUAUACUUUUAUGUGAGUUCUGCCAAAAUGUAUGUUGCUAAAAUAGGUACUGGGAUGUAUUCUACUGAUAAAUGUGAACAAAAUGAUGGUAAAACUUUGAUUUAACCCAUUCAAAAGGGACACCAAAAUGAUCAUUUGAAUUUCGAAAUGAAAAAUUAAGAGUUGGUGAGGACUUAAAAAGUAUAAAUUUUAUAGAUCUUCAAUAGAUCUUCAGUUUGGAACUGGCUUUUUGCAUGACCAUGUAUUUGGCAAGUGUAACAUGAAAUCAUUCUUACUCCAUCCUCUCAUCUUUCUUCUGCAUUACUCUUUAUUUCUAGGUUGAAUUAUUUUAUUUAAAUAAAUGAUGUAUAACUACUGAACAAACUCCUUUUAUCUUGUUCAUCAUGCAAACGUGUACCCAUUUUGAAAGCAGUACCUGUUAGAACAUAUUAUGUCUUGUGGCUAUUUGAUCAGUAAUUUGAAAAGAAUGAAGACAGAUGUGUAUUUUUGGCCUGUUUGACAUUGGCUGAAUGGAUGUGUUUUUCCUAUAUGGAAUAUACCUAUAGGUUUAAGAAAUACAUCAUAAUUGUUUUGACUGUUAUCUUGGGUGUUAAAAGAUGCAGUAUGUUAUCAUCCAUUUAUCAUCAGUUUGUUCUGUAUCAUACUAAAUCUUUCCUUAUAAAAUUGGGUCAGUUACACCAAGACUUCAUGGUUUCCACUGAUAGAAGCUGUAUACAGUAAUUAAAGUAGGAUUUUUGGAAUUUUCCUACCAGUUCAACAAGCGUGUCGACCUGAUAUAUCAGUGGCAGGAGUUAUAAUUUUUCAUUUAUUGUAAGGUUGUGGAUACAUGCGUGUACAUGCUAGAUAUCUACAGUGUUGCUUGUGCCAAGAUCUGUGCAGUAUGUUGGGGUUGACGGGCAGAUUUAAUCAUCAUGGUCAUACUGUCGAAAUGUGCGAUGUCCGAUGGCACUGUCCUGACACCAUCAACAGUGUCUGUAACUCAUACAGAAACAAGAAGCACCUUCACUACAGAUCAAGUGUCAAAUGAAGUUCUUUUGAACAUACUAUUGAAUAUUCCCUUUUUGGAGCUGAAAAAAUGUACCCAAGUUUGUCAGAGGUGGAGGGAGAUGGUUGAAGGGUCAUACUUCUGGCGAUGUUAUCUGCAGAAGAAUUAUUCACUGAAAACACAACUCGGGGUAGAAGGUCCUCUAACUGACUGGCAAGAUGGCCUUCAGCCAAUGUAUAGAGGUGGCUUUGAUGCACUUACUGUGCAGCCGGCAGAAGUCUUUCAUCACCUACCCAAAAGACUUGACAAUGGUGUUCUCUUUCCCAUAAGCAUCCAAAUGGACAAGGUUCCCUCUUCAAAAACUUUGAUCACUCUGUUGGAGACUUUUAAGACCAUCAAAUCUACAAUAGACAGUAAUGGUUUAGUCUAUGAUGGACAGAUGGGGUUCGGGUGGAAGAGUGAGGGCUUUUGUCUAAUGGAUGUGUUCUUGUUCCCUUGGCAAGAAGACCAGCAGCCAACCAGUGAGGACAUUAGCAGAAUCUUUAUGCUGAAUGAAGAUCUGAAGGACAGCAUAAUACAACAGAAGAAAACUAAAAGCCAGCUGACCUGUGUUCUUAGCCACCUUGGCUUCCAGCAUUGGGUCAGUGAUGCCCUAUGUCCAGGAAAAGAGUGGACACAGCUGUGUUUCAAUGUCCACGACCCCACACACAUGAUGUGCCCAAGUCCUGUAUUCCUGUAUAGUGAUGUUGCACCUAGCUGGAUCGGGGGCAUUCUGACAGGAUUAUGGUGAUUAUUAGGAUGUGGACUUCAAUUGGAUUCUGUUAACCCAGCGUUUGUAGGAAUUAUGUCAAAUUGCCUUUCAACCCGAUGUAACCAAGGAGAAACUUGGAUGUUUGUAGAAAUUUCAAAGAAUUCCAACCCCAUGUUGUCAAGGAAAAUCUCCUGUAGAGUAUGGAUUUCGACUGAAUACAUGUAGGACCUGGAUGCACAAUGUAUGUGAAAUGUGAAUUUUGACUGUGAUUUUUGAAUGCCAAACAAGUGCCACGAUGGCCGCUUCUGCCCGUCUUUUUGUUGAUCAAUGCGGGAGCAGGUUUGGACCCUAUGACUUUUUCGCUAAAUGGCAGUCUCAUCCAUGAUAGCUGUACCACCAGCAGGGUGCAGGGUGCUGGUGGUACACAUAGUUUUAGUCCCAACCUGUCUCAUUUAUUACAUAUAGAAAUCAGCAAUUUGAAUGAUGGAGAGUCAUUCUGGUAAACUACACAUUAAGUUUGCCAGUUGAGGUUAGACAGCUUUGUAAAGUUGAUUAAAUGUGGUAAUGACACUGACAACUUAAUUCAUGAGUUUGGGCAUAUUUGUAUAGAGACUGGUAUGCAGAAAAUGGUCCUACUUUGUAGUAAAUUACAGUAUUAAAAAUAUAUACAUAUAUAUAUAUAUUUCU